UUUUUUUUUUUUUUUUUUUUUUUUUUUGGAGCUGGGGACUGAACCCAGGGCCUUGUGCUUCCUAGGCAAGCGCUCUACCACUGAGCUAAAUCCCCAACCCCAGUGUUUGCCUUUAAUCACUUUAAUCUUUCAUUGGAAAUAGUGGAGCUUGUCAUGUUGCUAAUCACAGUUCAUCUCUGUAUCUGAAAGUUGAAGAAAGAGCUUAAGAACUAGAAGACUCUUCCUCUUACCAUCUGCUUGAGUCUCACCAAAGAAGCUAAAUCAGGGUUGAAAGUAUAGAUAUUGGGAGAAGGGGAGAGACGAAAGUGCUGCCACUGAGCAGUAAAGCAAUGUUUUACAAGUGGGUUCCCUUUGCAACACAUUCCAUUUGUUUGAACCAUGUUGUAUUUAUUUCGCUUCAUUGGAUUCUGAGCUGGAAGAAGCAUUUUGAACACUUGAAAUGUGUGACAUUGUUAAAUUGAAAGCAUGGGAGGCAGAAGAAUAAUAGCAGCUGCUCAGAGGCAACGUUGGAAGAUCGAGGAUUUAAGCCUCUGGAGGAGCUAGGAUUUGAUGCGUGCAAAGCCCUACUUUUUGUCAAAGGGGCUGGUCUCUGGUUGAUGCUCUCCAAUUUUUCACUCAACAAAAUACACAGUUUCUAAUAGGUGUUAUUUGUCAACAAAUCCCAAAUUGGAGAGCAUGUACUUGUGGGCAAUUGAUUGGUAAAUAAGAUUUCCUUUGAUUUUCCUCUUUGAGGAGGGGCAAACCUAGCCAGUCACUUCUGAGCACCAAGCUCUGCCCCAAAAGGUUUUCCCUGUUCCCAAUAGCCAGCAUGCUUUCCUCUAACAGCAUUCAAGAAGACAAAUGCUCCUGUGCUAGGCUGCAAAUGGAUUAAAGCCAUGCUGAUCCUCAUCUGUCAGAACAAUUAACAUGAGGAAAACAUUUGCCCUACUUACAACAGAUGGGGAGGGGAGAGCUGGGGAGUUCAGUGGUGUCACUCAUAAGAUUAAUGUGGCCCUAUGGGCAGCAGAGAGCACUGGGUUUAUUUUUCUGAGCAUUAUAUAGAUUUACAGAGAUGACAGCACCAGCUAAAAGCACAGACUAUGUUCCUAAAGGGUUUCUGUAGGACCCUAAAAGAGACAAGGAAAAAAAUGUGACUGGGGUGUCUGGGGGUGCUUAAGAAAGAUGGCUAGUGUUUCUUACUGUAAAGCAGGACUUAUUGACCACUUUGUGUUCUCCUCACAUUUAAGCCCUGUUGAAUUCAAGGCUUAACAGCAACCUGACUUGCUCAAGGUUGUAUAAAUAUUAUUUUAAGAGUUUCAUGUAAUAAGUGGAAAAGACAGAAGUGGCUUCAAUCACUUUGAAACCACAGCUCUGUGGAGAAGGGCUUCAAACCUGCCUGAAUUCCACUAGAGAUGGCUUUGUGCCAUCUCUACAUGGAUACAUGGAAAGGAAAACAGAAUGCAGCAAUAAAGGAGGCGAUAUCUAGAAGAGUUUUAUUGUUCCCUGAUAGAAGUGGCAUGGGAGAAGGUGGAGGUUAACAGCACAGUAUAGAAGACAGACUGCAUGACACUAUUUACCAGAGCACUGGAUUAAAUUUUAAUUAUAAGAUGCCUAGAGAAGAAGGAAUCCAGCCAUCGGCAGAGGUACAGCAAUCACUGGAAGGAAUAGACUUGGGGGGAAAGGGGGAAAUACCCAUUUAGUGAGCCACUAUGGCAGAGUGGUUUGUGAAAUUGUUUCUUUCAAAUAUCCUUCCAGAAGAGACUCUCAUGGGUAAGUUGUCUACCCUGGGACCCCUGCUUGCUGUUGUCUUCUGGUUUCUAAAAUUCUUCAUUCUCCCCACCAUGACUUUGGUAUUUGAUUUGGACAUUUAACCAGUUUGCUGGAAAAUCUUCAGCACCGUCAGACAUCCUGUGACCCAGGCUACUUGUUUCUAAACCAGACCAACAGCUAGGGAGAGUCUUUGAGCAUCAAGAACAAAUGCUUUGCAGGGUCUCCCCAUGCACAUCCUGCCUCAGCAGCCUGUCUUCCUCCUCAGUCUCUACUCAUAACUCACCUUCUGAGCUGCUCUCUUUGUCUACCCAGUGCAUGGUUUGAUUCGAUAGCCCCACUUCUGCCUCUUUCUAUGCUAGCAACUGUUGGGACAAUGGUUCAUAUGGACAGGAUCCCCAGUAUGUUUUUCUUUUGUUUCUGUUUCAAAUGUGGAGGAAAUCUUAGAUAAGAGGGAGAAAAGAUUCUGACCUGAUUUGCAAACAAGGAAAGCAUUUUUAUAUUUAGAGCACAUUUUAAAUUAGUGGAGAUUAGAUGCGACUUGAACUUGAUUAAGGACACUUUAGUAUAUAAACUUGAUUGCAUUUGUUCAGCCAUUAGGACAAUAAUAGGAAGUCUGUGUCCUCACUUGGGACAAUCCAUCCAAAACCCCACUAACUUAAUAGUAUACACAUACUAUGAUAAUAGCUUCUUUAAAAAAAAAUAAACAGCCAACAUGUAAGUUAAACACAUUGAAAGGAUCAUGAAGACAUCUAAUAGUCAUUGCAAUUCUGACUUUUUCAUAUGUGAGCACCUUAAAUGAGGUAAUUUUAGUGGAGAAAAUUGCUAUCUGUUAAUAAUUGCCUAUAACCAUCUACAAAACCAAAUAGCUGGUUUCAACAUUGCCAGUUGUUUUUCAAUAUGAUGACUGAGGUCUGUAAGUAUUAAGGCCUAGGCUUUCCACCUUUGUGUCUGUUAGGGAUUUGCAAGAUGAUUUCCUAACCAUUGCUGCAAGUCCACAUUGUGUAAUUGUGCAAAUAGCAUGGUGACCUGCACGAUGCUUGGUUUGGCUUUUCCAUAGUUAACACUACAGGGGGAUUGAUUAAUGCUAAUCUUUAACAUGGAUCCUGCUUUCUGGUAGAUAGAGUGCUGGGUGUUCUAGAAACAGACAACAAUUUCCCAUUCUCAGGAGUUAACAGACCAAAUGCAGAAGGCUCAGCUCAAGAAGCAAGACCAUAGAGAUACUCUCCACUUGGCAGCCCUGGCAUCACUCAAGGGAGACAUAGUAGAGCUGAACAAACGUCUGCAACAAACAGAGCGUGAACGAGACCUCCUGGAAAAGACGUUGGCCAAGGCACAGUGUGAGCAGUCACACCUCAUGAGAGAGCAUGAAGAUGUUCAGGAACGCACGACACUCCGCUAUGAGGAGCGCAUCACAGAGCUCCACAGCAUCAUUGCAGAACUCAACAAGAAGAUAGACCGCUUGCAAGGUACCACCAUCAGGGAGGAAGAUGAGUACUCAGAACUUCGGUCAGAGCUCAGCCAGAGUCAACAAGAGGUCAAUGAAGACUCCAGAAGUGUGGACCAAGACCAGACCUCUGUGUCCAUCCCUGAGAACCAGUCUACUAUGGUCACUGCUGACAUGGACAACUGCAGUGACUUGAACUCAGAACUGCAGAGAGUGCUGACUGGUCUGGAGAGCGUUGUCUGUGGCAGGAAGAAGAGCAGCUGCAGCCUCUCUGUGGCCGAGGUGGACAGGCACAUUGAGCAGCUCACUACGGCCAGCGAGCACUGUGACUUGGCCAUUAAGACAGUUGAGGAGAUCGAGGGAGUCCUUGGUCGGGAUCUGUAUCCCAACCUGACUGAGGAGCGGUCCCGGUGGGAGAAAGAGCUGGCUGGAUUGCGGGAAGAGAAUGAAAGUCUGACAGCCAUGCUGUGCAGCAAAGAGGAGGAGCUGAACCGAACCAAGGCCACUAUGAAUGCCAUCCGUGAGGAGCGGGACAGGCUUCGGAGGCGGAUUAUUGUAACUACAUGUGUGAACAAGUGUCUGCGUACUGGAGUUUAUGUCCGAGAGCUCCAAACUCGGCUGCAGAGUGUACAAGCUACUGGACCUUCUAGCCCGGGUCGCCUCACUCCUGCCAAUCGCCCAAUUAACCCCAGCACUGGGGAGCUAAGCACCAGCAGUAGCAGCAAUGACAUCCCCAUCGCUAAGAUUGCCGAGAGAGUAAAGCUAUCGAAGACGAGAUCUGAAUCCUCAUCAUCUGACAGACCAGUCCUGGGCUCAGAAAUCAGUAGUGUUGGGGUUUCCAGCAGUGUGGCAGAGCACCUGGCCCACUCACUUCAGGACUGCUCCAAUAUCCAGGAAAUUUUUCAAACACUCUACUCACACGGAUCUGCCAUCUCUGAAAGCAAGAUUAGAGAGUUUGAGGUGGAAACGGAGCGGUUGAAUAGUCGUAUUGAACACCUCAAAUCGCAAAAUGAUCUUCUCACCAUAACCCUGGAGGAAUGUAAAAGCAACGCCGAAAGGAUGAGCAUGCUGGUGGGGAAGUACGAGUCCAAUGCCACAGCCCUAAGGCUGGCCUUGCAGUACAGUGAGCAGUGCAUAGAAGCCUAUGAACUCCUGCUGGCCCUGGCUGAGACAGAGCAGAGCCUUAUCCUGGGGCAAUUCCGGGCAGCUGGUGUGGGCUCCUCCCCUGGAGACCAGUCAGGGGAUGAGAAUAUCACUCAGAUGCUUAAGAGGGCUCACGACUGCCGGAAGACUGCUGAGAACGCCGCCAAAGCCCUGCUCAUGAAGCUGGAUGGCAGCUGUGGGGGAGCCUUCACAGUGGCUGGCUGCAGUGUGCAGCCCUGGGAGAGCCUGUCCUCCAACAGCCAUACCAGCACAACUAGCUCUACAGCCAGCAGCUGUGACACAGAAUUCACUAAAGAAGAUGAACAAAGGCUGAAGGAUUAUAUCCAGCAGCUCAAGAAUGACAGAGCUGCAGUCAAGCUGACCAUGCUGGAGUUGGAGAGCAUCCACAUUGAUCCACUCAGCUAUGAUGUCAAGCCAAGAGGCGACAGCCAGAGGCUGGACCUGGAGAAUGCCGUGCUGAUGCAGGAGCUGAUGGCCAUGAAGGAGGAGAUGGCUGAGCUGAAAGCCCAGCUCUAUCUGCUGGAGAAAGAGAAGAAAGCCCUGGAGCUGAAGCUGAGCACGAGGGAAGCACAGGAGCAGGCCUAUCUGGUGCACAUCGAGCACCUCAAGUCUGAAGUGGAGGAACAGAAGGAGCAACGGAUGCGGUCCCUGAGCUCCACAAGCAGCAGCGGCAAAGAGAAGCCUGGCAAGGAGAGUGCUGAUGCUGCCUCCCCAGCUUUGUCACUGGCUGAACUAAGGACUAACAGUGACAGUGAGCUGGCCACUGAGUUUGCCAACGCCAUCCGACGGGAAAAGAAGCUGAAGGCUAGAGUUCAAGAGCUGGUCAGCGCCUUGGAAAGACUCACCAAAAGCAGUGAAAUCAGACACCAGCAGUCGGCAGAGUUUGUUAAUGACCUGAAACGGGCCAACAGCAAUCUGGUAGCUGCCUAUGAAAAAGCAAAGAAGAAGCAUCAAAACAAGCUGAAGAAGCUGGAAUCUCAGAUGAUGGCCAUGGUGGAGCGACAUGAGACCCAAGUGAGAAUGCUGAAGCAGAGAAUAGCACUGCUGGAGGAAGAGCAUUCCAGGCCACAUACCAACGAAACUUCACUGUAACAGGCACUAUGGUGGCAAAGCUCUGCCCGCAAGAGGCUAACCUGGAGCAGCUCUGGAGCCCAAGGAAGGAGGGACUGUUGGGAUGAAGAGUGGAAAGGGAUAGAGGCUACAGGCUCCACCCUUGGGGGUGUGGGUAUUGUGGAUUAUGUAUGCAUAGGUUCCAGCUGCUCUAGGCCUGGCCGCAAAGGGCAUCUACAAUGGCUUCAGCCACAAGAUUAGCCACACCUUGUUUCUGCUUUCCCCAUUACAGUUCUCAAUUGUUCUGUGCUGCAGUGGGAAUCCAAGCAUUUGUGGAUCUCCAAGACUCCCCACCCCCUCUUUCACAGGCUGUAGACUUUUCUUCCUCCCUCUUCCGAGGGAAAAGUGACUGCUUUGUGUCUCCAGUAUCUAGGGCUAGUAGCUUACUGCAGCACAUGGCUCUGCUUUCCAGGUCCCAUGGUACCAGAUUCCUGAGAAAUGGUCAUGAAGAGUUAUUAGUUGGUAGUUACAGACCAAAGGAUGCACCAAGUGUUGUCACUGAGCAUCCUAGACACAGUGAAGAUUCAAAUAGAGCAGAACCAGGGCUCUAUCUGACAGAGACAGUUCUGCUCAAGACAAAUAAAAGCACCUUCCAUUUUUAUUUUAGAGGCAGGGCUAGGAUUCCCUUCUAGCAAGAGUAAAUUUAGAAUACUCUUGAUUUAUGUAGACACCCAAGAUUUUACCAGUUUUUUUUUUUUUUUCCAGAACAGAAAAUACAGUAUUAGCUCUCAGUUAGCCCAGGGUACUACGUAGCUCCUAUUCUGAAUCAAAACCUAAGCCACUUUAGCACCUAUGGGCCCUGUCUCCCUAAAGGCAAGAGGAUUUACACUGUUGAACAAGGAGACCCUUAGUGUACAAAUUGUUCCCUUAUAUUUAACGGAGUACCACUGAACCUUUAGUCUCUGACUGGAUGAGGGAAUGGCUGAUAGUGUCCUAAGUGAACUGGUGACUGGUUCAAAAGCAGGUUCAAAGAACCAGAACUCUGGGAUGUAUCCCAGAUUCAUUUAGUUCCUAUUGUAGCCUUCACUGUUUUGCCUUCUGCUGUUCAUGGAUACAAUUAAAGAACAGCUUGGCUUUUUAGCUUUUUUUCCCCUUCUGUAGCCCCCAACACUCUACUUCUCUGGUAUGAGAAAUGGGUCCAACUGCCGUGGUUAUCUAGGGGAAAGAUGCUGCAUAUAUGGCAGUGCUGUUGCUGUAGAUGCCUGGCUAUGAGUGGGUACACUUCUAGAAAGCAGACACGAGUUCCUCAGCCUUUUGCACAACAGAGGAAGAUACUCUGGCCUUCUCCUACGACAGACCCCGAAACGCUACAGCUCUUCCUUCUCAGACCAAGCCCUUCAUGUGGCAAAGAGGAACACAAAUGUGACUGGUUUGGGCCAAGGCCUGGCUUGCGAGUGUUGAUGGCUUUCUAGCCUUCUGUCAACACCUGUAAUGUUUUAGUAUUCAUGUUUUGGAGUACAGUUGUAUUUUGUUAUGCAGAAAAUAUGUAGGUACCUCUCUACCACCCCAAGGAUUUAAUAGGUAAAAUUAGUUUUCAGUUUUUUUUUUUUUCUUCUUUUCUGGCUAUACUCAAAAAUGUCUGCCCUCGAGCAAAUUGGGAUAGGCAUUGGCUGUCCUACUGGAGACACUACAGUCCAGAGUCCAGGUAAGGGAUACUUGCUAGGCUUCCCAUUCUGACCAUGCAGACACAGUGAUGGACAGCCGGUUAUGCUCUAAGUGAUUGAGAGCAGAAUACUUAGAUGUAAGUUAGGGAGGGAGGAUAGGUUGCCUGCCGAGGUUUGCCCCCUUGUCCCCAGGCUGGAAAAAUCUGAGAACCCAGACUUCUAGGUCCAUAGUUCCUCCAUAGGGAAGCCCCCAAAGCAAUGAUCCUACCUGGCCUUAGUCUGAGUUUCUAAGUACAUAAAUAUAUGGUGACUUGGUGAAAAAUUCGGCAAUGCCAAAUUUUUGAAUAAAUGGGAAAGGGCUAUAUAAUCUCCUUAUAUCUCUCAGUGUUGGUUGAGGGUGAAUCAGCAGGCAUUCGGUUAUGUGAAUUAUAGAAGCUACUGAUAAAAUACAUGACAGCAGGUGCCUAGGUAAUUUUCCUUUUCGUUUAACCUGGCGCUUCCUGAACCUACUUUUAAAUAGGAAAUGGUUUCAAUUAACAUGUCUAUUCCGGCAAACAAGAUUAUCUUGAUUUUAAUUUGUAUGGGGUUAAAAACCCUUAUUCAUAUUUUGAAUUUUCCCCCAAUUCCUCAGUAUUCAUAAAAAAUACGCAGAAGGAAAAGGUCCUUCAGGAACCACUUCAUAGUUUCCUUGGACUAUACUCCCCAUUCUGAACAGAGUUGAACAAACUCAACUCAGGGCAGCAGUAAUAGGCGGAGACAUCUAUGACUGGCUCUAGUACACUGCAACAAAGCCCAUGUGUACCAGCCAAAUGUGCCUUGCCUUGUGACAGUAAGAAAGCCUCCACUGGAGUCACAACAAAGGCCGUCAUGUGAUCAGAUAGUUGAGACCUAUCCUUGCCCUGUCAUACUCCAGGUGAACAUGAGAACUGUCCCCAGUGGAAGCAGAGACCUUUCAUUCACUCCAUCAUGUGCUGACAAUGUGCUUGUUGCCUGAAACUGGAUGCUACCUACCUACCUUUAACGAACACUUAGCUUUUAUUAGCCUAAGUGUGCAGAGCCUUUCAGAUGCAUGUAUAUACAUACAAGGUCUUCCUCAACACCUGCAGCAAUCCUUUACAAUGGCUUCAGAGAACUCUAAAUUAGAGUUUUGGCAGGGUUCUUAUAAGGAAGAGCAGGCCAAGACACACAGCCUUGGGUGUUUAUUCUAAAAACUGUUAAGAGGAGGCUUAAUAAGGACCUAGCCACUGUGAGGAAGACUUCUAUUUCCUACACAUAGAUAUUACCAUAAUAGAAAGGAAAUGCUUCUCAGGUCUUUUCUUCAUCACUGGCAUGGAUCAAAAUUCCCAGGCCUCUGUUUUCCUCCAUACACUACAGUCCACGAAAAAUUCUAUGCAACAACAUAAAUUUCAUAAACUCCUUUAGAGCUGUCAGGAGUAAAGAUUGUAUUAUGUUCAAGUGAAGGGCAGAGAGUAAGCGUGAAGACAGUAACAAAACCCCCACUCUGCUCUUAUUGAUCCAAACACUUCCAGUGAUUAAUGUUUAAUUGGGAGUAUGUCCAGUCAUUAUAUGAAUGUAGUGCCCUAAGUAAAAACAAUCACAUUCAUUAAGUGUAUACAGUGUCACUUUACUGAACGAUGCUUAGUGUUCUUGGAGCCCAACAGAGAAAUUCUUUGGCAGCUAAAAUUUCUGCACUGAUCUUCAUUAAGGUAUGGUCCUAGCAGGAAGUGGGGGUGGCCAUGGGUUCAAGAGCUUAAGCAACAGUAUUUUCCUUCUGCGGUACACUGCAGAUAUAAUUCCGGAAGAAAUCAGUAACUGAUUUUGUUUAGCCAAUGGAGCCUGGAAGACAGAGACUUAAGUGACAAAGAAUGACAGAGCAGCACCUUGGUCACAGCUUGCAAACUUUUAUAAAGCAGGAAUGGCUUGCUACAAAACCCAUCUCUACCCUUUCAGUGUUCAAGCAAUCGAACCCCUGUGUUUACAUAGGGUCAACUCUGAACCCAUGGCCUCCUGUUUCACUUCGUUUUCUAAACACCUUUGUGUUCAUCUGAGAUGCUGUGACCCCAGCAUAACUGAGCACGCUUGUAGAGAGGAAUAUUUUCAGACAGGCAAGCAUUACAAUUUUGGUAAUCCACUAUAACUGUAAUACGUUGUCUAAUAUUUUGAAGAUGUGUUCAAAAAGAAGUAAGAAGCUGCAUCCCAGAACCAAGAGCCACUGCUGAGUAACGACACCCUUGACUUAAUGUUUGGUCUUCCAAGUCUCUCAUGUGAUAUUACCCCAAGUGCCCACUUAGCAGCACAGAGUCGGUUCUGUAGAGAACUCCACACCCAUGUAGAUGCUCUACCAUUCUCCUCUUCCAUGGUUGAGAUGUGGAAGGGAUUCUGUAGAGUCCGCAGCGUUCUUCUGCAGUGCUCCUGUUGGGGCACUUACCUUCCUGAUGCAACAACUACAAAUGUUCACUUCUAUUUCUAAUUUGCUUUUAGACAUAUUAACUUACUUUGCAUGAAAUUUAACUUUUUUAUUAAUUGAAAAUGUUUUUUAUACCACUUGAAUUAGAAAAUCCUGCUUGAAUGCACUGUUCUUAAAGCACAUCUGUCUGCUGCAUCUGUCAGUACUGUUCUGCUUGUAUGGAAAGUGUCAUUUUAAAGUGGCUACUACACACUGUACUAUACCUUGUCAGUUUUAGAUUCACUUGUAGCUUUAAAUGUUUCCAGAUGCCUUUAGUUUUUAGCUGCUGUAAAAUAGCUAAUUUGUGUUAUUUGAUAUAGAAUUGUUUAAAAAAAAACGCCAUUUAUUUAUACAGAGACAUUUAUAAUAUUUUACAAACGUUCUUAUAUUCUGAAUAAAUAUUUCUACUUCCAUUCUGUAUCUGACUUUAAUUAAAGAGAAAGGAUGUUCUGUAGACGCAUUUGCCUGACACACACAGAAUACAAACCAGAGACUUUACACUGAAUCAGGGGCUAAAUCAGAAGAACGAGAAAACGACAAAAUUCUCACUUAUCCCCAAUUUUUAUUUGGCUAUCUUCACUAUCUUCACAUACAGCAUAAACAGAAGGUUCUUUAUUGAACUUUUCAAAGAUAAAAACAGAACAAAAAUAAAAGUUUCAGGAUGUCUAAUGUAAAGUAGGAGAUAGCAAGUAGUUUCACAGCACAUCAGGGGUGCUGAAACACAGAUUUUCUGCUACAUGUGAAGAAUUUUGGUAAGUUACAUAGCUGAGGACUCAAAGAACAGUGAAUUUCUCCUGCCUGGAGAGGCUGAAGCCUUUUACAUACCUGCAUUUUACACAUCAGAUGUUAUCUCCUCUCCACCACUGUGCUCCAGCUUAAGAGCCCAAGCUGAAUGGAGAUGAAGGGGACACUGCCAUGGGCCACUUUUAUCUCUGAAUAAAUUCUACCUUUUAUACUCCUAUGGAUGCAAACAAUUUCGCAUGUUUAUCCUAUACAUUCCUAACCUUUUUGGUCCAGAGUAACAACCUGCAAUAACCAGUAACAGCAGUGACUUACAGGAAGAAGUAAACAGAACAGGACCAAGGGUAAUUCGUUAAAGACAGACCAAAGCUAACACAGUAUUUGACAGAAAGGCAAUGUGAGCAGCCUUCCAUCACUGUCAAUGCAUUCUGUAAGGUAUGCUUUUAGCUCCUAAAUUAGUGUGAAUCACAUUAAAAAGCUUUUAGAAGUUACAGCACACUUACUGUUUAAAAGACAGCACUGCAGUUCUCUGUGGGAACACAGGUGUCAGUCACCCACAUCUUGGGAAGUACAGUGCUCCAGCAUCACUAAUUCACACAGCUGAGUCACUGGAAAUUUAUGAGUCACACCAAUGUAAGUGAAAAGCAGUUCCAAUCAUUCAUAUAUGCCAAACUCAAGGGGGGUGUGGGGGGAUGCAGGGAGCACACUGAAUAAAUCCAGCACUAAAGGAUGUCACAUUAUAGUGAACACAAAGAGCUAUUUUGGGGGUUCCUUUUUGGUUUCCUUAGAUGUUUGACUAAUAACUACAAUAAAGCAAAUAUUUCCAUAUUACCACAGACAUAAUCACAUAAAGGAUUUGUUUACAUCAUCUUUCUCCAAAUAAUAAAAUAUAAAACAUGGUUAUAAGCUAGGCAAGGAUUCUAUGUUAAAUCAUUUCAUAAGACAAAAUCAAUUCUAAAGCCUAGCUUUUCACUGAACAAUGUAUCAUUAAUGAAGUAAUUUCACCCACACUCAUGUGCCAGCUUUUUGUAGCUUCCAUGACUCAGCACUUACAACUUAGAUGCACUUAGAUUGUUUGAAGACUACACAGUUCAGGAACAUCAGGUCUUCAUAACAUAGUGUAAAAUACUAUAAACCAAAGACACAGUGCAUAAACACAGACACAUUUUAUUCACUUUUGCACCCAAACUAAGCUGUAGGUUUCAUUUUGUUAAAUAUUCCCCCACCCCCAGACAGGGUUUCUCAGUGUAAUCCCUGGCUAUCCUGAACUCCAGACUGGGUUGUCCUCAAACUCAAGAGAUCCACCUGCCACUACCUCCCAAGUGCUGGGAUUAUGGGUAUGCAUCAUCUCUACUGGCCUGAUUUAAACAUCUGAAUUAAGAGAAUAUCACUUAAAAUAGCUAGAUAUAUGAACACUCAUGAAGACUCAUUACGGUUUCAUUGAAGCCAACAGGUUAACUGAAUUAUACAUAGGUCUAGUAAGUCAGUACUCAUUUUUACAAUUACCAUGAAAUUCAAAACUUAUCAACAAAUAUAAAAAAUAGUUUUCAAAAACUAAAACAAAGGUAAUGGUUUUACUGUAAUGAUAGGGAAACUAUUUGCUGAACUGAAAAGAAAAUUACUAUUUAUCCUCUUGUCCUAAUUUGAAACAAUAUAUAAAAUGAUGAAAGGCUCAGUUCCUUGGAUUCUUGCAUUUAACACUUAAUAGUUACUUGUCCGCCAUUCAAACACAACCUAGAAUGUGGUACAUAGACAUCAGUGAGACACAGGCUCCCGCAGCUCACACUUUUUUACAAGGCACCGUGCAUGCCAUGUGUCCGAGCCCACUGCCACUCAGACUUCAGAAGUACUGUUGCAUCUCACCAGACAUUCGUCAAGCCUCAGACACCAACCUCAUGGCUGCGCCUCUCUGCUGAACACUGCAAAGGCUGUGCUAAAUUUCUUAAAGCUUGAGAAAUGGCUUUUAAAAUGUACAGUUGUGUCCCAAGUGCUUCACCAGUCUACAGCUACUAUUUAAAAGAUUUGGAUCAAAUAAUUAACAUUAGAAAGCAUUCAAUCUUCUUCUUUAAAAGUUUACUCACUACCCUAAGAACUGAGUGUCGGGGAAUGCUGCCCAUUCCAUUCGAAAACUACCAAAGAGAAGCUCAGAGUGGGUUUUUUUUUUUUUUUUGUUUUUGGUUUUUUUUUGUUGUUGUUGUUGUUCCCACACUGAUUUCACAGCUAUAUACAAUGACUGAGAGCACAGUCCUUCUAAUCUACUUGAGACUCAGGAGUUAAUGUUACAGCAAAUUCUCAUGGUGUCAGAUGUAUUAGAGACGUAGCACAAAUAAAAAGCAUGGGGAUUCCUGAAAUAGAGGCUCAGAAAAGGACAUUCAGCAAACUAGUAACAACAUCAACAAAAACUACAACC
This is a messenger RNA of Rattus norvegicus (Norway rat), 12668 nucleotides long. The record is from RefSeq and is a predicted model, not a curated record. NCBI's taxonomy places the organism in Eukaryota, Metazoa, Chordata, Mammalia, Rodentia, Muridae.